Daucus carota subsp. sativus is the source of this 837-nucleotide messenger RNA. RefSeq lists its product as uncharacterized. The transcript is spliced from 3 exons. NCBI's taxonomy places the organism in Eukaryota, Viridiplantae, Streptophyta, Magnoliopsida, Apiales, Apiaceae. The record is from RefSeq and is a predicted model, not a curated record. Bases 1 to 837 code for a protein of 278 amino acids. Gene Ontology annotation, molecular function: protein dimerization activity.
AUGUUAAAAGAUAUUCAAGAAGCAAAACACUUAGAAAGUUUAGCAGAUGGAGAUCUUGAAACAGGAACGGGUCUUAAUCAAAUGUGUAGUUUGAAACGAGCAGGUAUAACCGAUUUACUUUCACAAGCUUUGCAAAGACAAUCACAAGACAUUGUUAAUGCUAUGAAUUUAGUUUCAAGUACAAAGACACUUCCUCAAGAAUUGAGAGAACAUGCCUAUUCAAUCGGGACCGGUCGUGGUUGUCAACAACGUGAUUUAGUUACAAAUGAACAUCACUAUUACUUUAAAAUUUUUAAUGUUAUCAUUAAUGUUCAACUAAUGGAGCUAAAUGACAGGUUCACGGAGCAAAGUAUAGAAUUACUUGUUUUGAGUUCUGCAUUGGACCCAAAAGACCAGUUUAAGAAGUUUGAUAUCGACAAGAUUUGUGUACUUGCAGAGAAGUUUUAUUUAGAAGAUUUUGAUGCAUCAGAGGUACGAGCUUUAAGGUUACAAUUAGAGCAUUAUAGGUGUCAAGUAGUUUCGCAUAAAUAUUUUCAAGAAUUAUCUUCUCUUGCGCAAUUAUGUAGACAAUUAAUUGAAACAGGCUUAGCCAAGAUUUUUCCCUUGGUUGAUAUAUUGAUCAUUUUGGUUUUGACACUUCCUGUUUCUACUGCUGAUACUGAGCGAGCAUUCUCUGCGAUGAAAAUUAUAAAAACAAGACUGAGAAAUAAGAUGGAAGACGGAUAUCUUUCAAGUUGUAUGAUGCUUCACAUUGAAAAAGAAUAUGUCGAUGAUAUUGAUUCAGAGACUGUAAUUAAUCACUUCGAGUCCACAGGAGAUCGUAGAGCUCAAUUUUAA